GUUAGUAUUUUCCAGCCAACGGUGCCUCACAGGUGUGCUUAGAGUCCGCAGUGCGAGUGCAAGCCUUGGUUUUACUUUAACCCCAUAAAUCAGCCUGGAUAUCGAAUUGGAUUAAACACCACCCACAAUAUCACCAGAAAAUACCCAAAAAGAAAAACACCCGGAGAAACGGAUUAUCAAUUGUUUGUAGUGCCCAGUGAUUAUAUAUAGUGACCCCAUCUAAACUGAUCUAAACUGUUUGUGAAAAUGUGGAAAACCGUGUGUUUGCUGCUUGUACUGAUGGCCACCUGCAACGCAGGACCACUAAGUAAUCAUCAGAAAAGAAAAGCUCCAGUGACUCGUGAAGAUCCUCUGCCAGCUGAGGUGGAAAUGCCGGAGCAGACCGAAUCGGAGGCUGAAUCCGCUCCGGCGGAGGCAUCUUCUCUGGGAACCCUCACCCUGCCCAGCAAUGCCACAUCCAUUCGAUCGGACAUCACGGAUAACUUCUCUUGUGCCAACAAGACGUAUGGCUACUACGCGGAUGUGGAGAACGAUUGCCAGAUCUUCCACGUUUGCCUGCCGGUUACCUACGCCGAUGGACGGGAGAACACCUUCCGCUGGAGCUUCAUCUGCCCCGAGGAGACGAUCUUCAGUCAGGAAUCCUUCACUUGCAUGCGUCGCGAGGACAUGACCAUUGAGUGCGAAGAUAGCUCUAGGUACUACGAACUGAAUGGCAACUUUGGUGCUCCUGCGGAGGAGGAGAGCAAACCCACUCCCGUAGAAAGUGAGCAGCCGGAGAAGGAGGAGUCGGAGCCCAAGCCAGUUGAAGUGGAGCCAGAGGUUCCGGCUGAGGAGCCAGAGGUCCAGCCCGCCAAACCCGUGAAGCCAGUAAAGGUGCAGAAGCCCAAGCCCAAUCGCAGGAAGCCACAGCCCCAGAGAAAGGUUCCAGUUCCCGUGCCAGUGACAGCUGCUCCUGAGGUGGAAGCUGCUCCAGAACCAGUAGCCCCCGUUGAAGUGGACUCCAAGCCCAUUAAGCCACAGCGUUUCACCAUCAGACCCAAUAAGGAGAGACCCCAGGCGAUAAAACCAGCCAUUGUGGCUCCACCCAUGCGUAAUGAACUCUUCAAUGGAAUCCGCAAGCGUCCAGCGAUUUUCAAUAAGCCUACUACCGUAAAACCAGUAGAGGAAGUGGUGGAUAGUGAGCCGGCAGUUACAGAACCUGUGGUCCAGCUCAGUGAACCCCAGCCCACCCUGAAACUGCAGACCCUGUUUGCAGAACCCGAAGCGAUUCCCGCCGUAGAGGUCCAGGAACCAGAGGUUCAGGCUUCUGAGCCAGCUGUGACUUUUGUCCAACUAGAACCAGUAGAUAAAGAGGGGACUCCCGAAAAGUUUGAGAUUGAUACCAGGAUUGAGGAUGUCAAGCCAAUUGAAGCCUUUGAAGAAAUUCCAGCUGUCAUAGUGGAAAGUUUGGAUGAGUCAAAGCCUCAGGACAGCGAGACGAAACCAGAAGCGCAGGAGGAAACUAAGAUAACCGAAGAGGCCAAACCAGAAGAAGAUACAAAGUCAGAACAAGAUAACAAGCCAGAAGAAGAUACUAAGCCAGAAGAAGAGAUCAAGCCUGAAGAAGAGAUCAAGCCUGAAGAAGAAAUCAAACCUGAAGAAGAGAUCAAGCCUGAAAACGAGAUCAAGCCUGAAGAAGAAAUUAAGACAGAGGAGGAAAUCAAACCAGAGGAAGAAAUAAAACCAGAGGAAGAGAUCAAGUCAGUGGAAGAAAUCAAACCUGAGGAAGAGAUCAAACCAGAGGAAGAAAUCAAACCAGAGGAAGAGAUCAAGCCAGAGGAAGAGAUCAAACCAGAGGAAGAGAUCAAACCAGAGGAAAUACAACCCGAAGAGGACCCAGAAGUUCCAGCCAAAGUAGAGGAAAUUCAUGAAGUUAUUCCCGAGCAAAUCAAAUCGGAUCCAGCUAUAAUCGAAACCAGCAAUUCCAAUGAAGAUCCCCUGAAUCUUGAAUCUUUGGAAGCAGCCAAGCCAGCAGAUGCGCCCGAAAGUAUGCCGGCCACUCCCGAAAUGGAGCAACAUAGUGCGCUGGUAGAGGAAAUCCUAGAUAACAACCAUGAUGGGGAGGCUCAGGAAUCCCUGGGAGGUUUCAAGCCUGUAGAUCCUGUGAUGGCCGCCGAGGCAGAGCAACUGAUCACCGACUUUCUGAACACCCUAAAAAAGAACGAAGAGAAACCAGAGACUGAAAUGGCAGAGAGCAUUUUACCACAGGAGAAUGCGGAUGUGUCCAUUGAAGAGGCUAAGCUGCCAGAGCCCGAAAUUGUGGACAAGAAUGCCUCAGUUGAGGAGCAACUGCUGGAGGAAUCGGAGGUCCAGAAGGCUCAGAAGCCCCAGAUGAUGCAGGAUUCCCCUAUUAUUAACAUUAUGCAGCUGCACCAUAUGCCCAUGGACUAUCAGAUUCCAGUUCAGGUGAUUCCCGUUGAGGUCCAGCCUGUUUCCGCGAUCCCUGAGGAAUCAGAGGUCACCAAGGAAAGUGCUCCUGAGGAACAAAAGGAAAGUGCUGCCGAGGAAAUCAAGGAAAGUGCUCCUGAAGUCAUUCCCGACGAAGUUAAGGAAGCUGCUCCUGAGGAAGUCAAUGAAAUACCUAGCGAGGAAACACCUGCCGAGGAACUGAAGGAAUCUACUCCUGAGGAAAUCAACGAAACUAUUCCCGAGGAAAUUAAGGAGACUUCCCCAGAAGAAAUUAAAGAGUCCGAACCUGAAGUUGUUCAAGAAUCCCAAGAUGAGCUGGUGGCAAAACCAGAGGAAACUCCUUUAAAUGACGAUCCCCAGGAGACCCUUGUCACCGCCUCCUACAUGCCCUCGAUCAGCAUCGAUGACAUUGUGGAGCUGGUCAAGGAGCGCCUGGAUCAGACGCCCAAGAAGGAUCAGAUGGCUCCCAUGGAGUUGAUCCUUACGCCAGGAGCGGCCGCACCCAUGACCCUGGUUCAGAGCAAUCCGGAGCAAGGGGAGGAGGCAUCCCAGCCAGCAGAAGAUGAGGAGCAGAUCCUGCCCAUCUACAAGCGCAUCUCCGCCGCUGAACCCACCAUGUCCAAGGUGCAAACGAUGCCCGUGACGGUGAGCAAGGUGGAAACGGAAGUCCUGCCGGAAACUGAAUCCCAACCGGAAGUCCGGGAACCCAAAAUGGAUGCCCGUAAGCGUCGUUUCCUAUUCCGCGCCGAUGCCAGUUAAAGAGGAAGAGAGAGAGAGAGAUACAGAAGGCCAGAUAGCAAUCCUGGCGAGGAUCACCCUCCUCCUACUUAGCCCGAACCGGAACCCCGUUCACCUCCUAGUUCCCUAAAACGCUAUCCCACUCAUUUGCACCUAGGCAAGUUUUAUUUAAUAAUUUUUUGAUUUCCUAGUUUUAUGGCCAUUUCUUAAAGGAAAAACGAGCACGAGAGUUGAAAUUUAAGUUUAGAAUUGUUGUUCCGACGAGUUAAAAAAGCAAAUUACACAAAA
Drosophila rhopaloa is the source of this 3474-nucleotide messenger RNA. Its product is annotated as titin. The transcript has 3 exons. Gene Ontology annotation, molecular function: chitin binding. Gene Ontology annotation, cellular component: extracellular region. The coding region runs from base 247 to 3207 and encodes 986 amino acids. Lineage: Eukaryota; Metazoa; Arthropoda; Insecta; Diptera; Drosophilidae. The record is from RefSeq and is a predicted model, not a curated record.